UGCGCCCAGGCGGGUGCGGGCGCGCGGGCUCAGCAGCUGCGAACGGCUGGCGCACCGCCUGUUUCCACGCCCGGGGACUUCCCCCGGCGGGGCUCAGAAGUGUGGGGUGGGUCGCUUGGCCUCCCUUGGCGUCAGCGACCCAGGGUAACCUCCUCCACUGCCGCCCGCCGUGCAGGCCUGCCUGUGGGAGAGCCACGUGUGCCGCGCUCUGGGCAUGGCCUUGGAAAGUCAGGACCGCCACGGCAGCAGAGCAGAAACCUUACAGAAACAUGAAGCCCUCAACCAUCUGGAACUCAGAAACUUAUUCGGGGCUGACUGUGGCUUCUAGAACAUCCAGGUGUUCUGCAGAUGCGAGAACUCAUCCUGUAGUCACCAGAUGGAGUCCCAGACAGAUGUAAGGCCUGUGCUGUGGCUCUACAGCCCUGAAUACAGAAGGGUCACUUUCUUAGUGGCCAAAGAGCAGUUAUUGACAUUGAUGUCUAAUUAUUGAACACAACCAGACAUUUUACUGAGCUGCAGUGAGGAAACACUGACCAUAGAAGAUCAAGCCAAAUUAGGGAUUGCACAUUUCCUGAUUCUUUUGAAUUAGGAUUCCAGAUGGGGGCCUCGUUUCUGUCGCCCCCAACACUCCUAUAGCCGUUAUCACCGCCAUCACCGCUGCCACCAGCAUCUUCUUGCAUACGCCACCUCUGCUCCCCAGAGACUUCCUGCUUUGAAAGUCAGCAGAAAGGAAGCUGUCAGAAAAGUCUCUAGUGGUGGCUGCCGUCGCUCCAGACAAUCGGAAUCCUGCCUUAACCACCAUGGGCUGGCUUUUUCUAAAGGUUUUGUUGGCGGGAGUGAGUUUCUCAGGAUUUCUUUAUCCUCUUGUGGAUUUUUGCAUCAGUGGGAAAACAAGAGACCGGAAGCCAAACUUUGUGAUUAUUUUGGCCGAUGACAUGGGGUGGGGUGACCUGGGAGCAAACUGGGCAGAAACAAAGGACACUGCCAACCUUGAUAAGAUGGCUUCGGAGGGAAUGAGGUUUGUGGAUUUCCAUGCAGCUGCCUCCACCUGCUCACCCUCCCGGGCUUCCUUGCUCACUGGCCGACUUGGCCUUCGCAAUGGAGUCACGCACAACUUUGCAGUCACCUCUGUGGGAGGCCUUCCGCUCAACGAAACCACCUUGGCAGAGGUGCUGCAGCAGGCGGGUUACAUCACUGGGAUGAUAGGCAAAUGGCAUCUUGGACACCACGGCUCGUAUCACCCCAACUUCCGUGGUUUUGAUUACUACUUUGGAAUCCCAUAUAGCCAUGAUAUGGGCUGUACUGAUACUCCAGGCUACAACCACCCUCCUUGUCCAGCAUGUCCACAGGGUGAUGGACCAUCAAGCAACCUUCAAAGAGACUGUUACACUGACGUGGCCCUCCCUCUCUAUGAAAACCUCAACAUCGUGGAGCAGCCGGUGAACUUGAGCAGCCUUGCCCAGAAGUAUGCGGAGAAAGCAACCCAGUUCAUCCAGCAGGCAAGCACCAGCGGGAGGCCCUUCCUGCUAUAUGUGGCUCUGGCCCACAUGCACGUGCCCUUACCUGUAACUCAGCUACCGGCAGCCCCACGGGGCAGAAGGCUGUAUGGUGCAGGGCUCCGGGAGAUGGACGGUCUGGUUGGCCAGAUCAAGGACAAAGUUGACCACGCAGCGAAGGAGAACACAUUCCUCUGGUUUACAGGGGACAAUGGCCCAUGGGCUGAGAAGUGUGAGCUGGCGGGCAGUGUGGGUGCCUUCACUGGAGUGUGGCAAGCUCGUCGAGGGGGAAGUCCAGCCAAGCAGACGACCUGGGAAGGAGGGCACCGGGUCCCGGCACUGGCUUACUGGCCUGGCAGAGUUCCAGUUAAUGUCACCAGCACUGCCUUGUUAAGUGUGCUGGACAUUUUUCCGACUGUGGUAGCACUGGCCCAGGCCAGCUUACCUCAAGGACGGCGCUUUGAUGGUGUGGACGUCUCCGAGGUGCUCUUUGGCCGGUCACAGCCUGGGCACAGGGUAAGUGGAAGAGGUGCUGUUCCACCCCAACAGCGGGGCAGCUGGAGAGUUUGGAGCCCUGCAGACCGUCCGCCUGGAGCGUUACAAAGCCUUCUACGUUACAGGAUGAAGAGAUGUUUCUCCAAUAUUUACUGUGGAGCCAGAGCAUGUGAUGGGAGCAUUGGGCCUGAGCUGCAGCAUAAGCUUCCUCUGAUUUUCAACCUGGAAGACGAUACCGCAGAAGCUGUGCCUCUAGAAAGAGGUGGUGCGGAGUACCAGGCCGUGCUGCCCAAGGUCAGAGAGGUUCUUGCAGACGUCCUUCAAGACAUUGCCAAUGACAACAUCUCCAGUGCAGAUUACACGCAGGACCCUUCAGUAACUCCCUGCUGCAAUCCCUACCAAAUUGCCUGCCGCUGUCAAGCCCCAUAACAGACGAGGAGGAAUAUCUGGGAAUUAGGAGGGAGAAGAAACAACUGGCUCAUGCCCAGCUUCCUGGCACUGAAUGGGCACACAGGCCUCAGGACAAACUUUCUCACUGGUUCUUCAAUUAAGCACCUCCCCUUUUCCUUUUCAUCCCAAAUCAAUGAUCUGCACAAGGUACCUAUUAUUUUAUACAGGUUCUUUGGCAAGGAACUACCUCCUAGAUGCCAAUAUCCAAAUUACCCCAAUUCUGUAAAUAUAAGAGGUUGCAAGGUUUACUGUGAUUACAAUGAAGAAUCUGAUAAUGUUUUAUAGUAGUCACAGACUUUUACCAAAAUUCGUGAAACGGAACCUAGUAAGUGUCUGGAUGCGGUAAACCCUGACAGAGUAGAGUGGCCACAUUUGUCCCCACAGUGUCUGACCGAGAGUGCUCUGGCUCGUGGAAGACUCAACUUCAGGUAAAUAACCACUGCCUUUUGAGGGUGCAGAAAAACACCCUUUAAGGCCAGUUGGGCCAUGAGAACCCAAAGGUAAAACACCUGGUUUAUAGUUAGGCAGCACGCCAACAGAGGUGUUGACGUUUAUAAUUAGUAUUUUGAAGAACAACUGCUCUCCGCCACUAAGAUAUAAACUUCACUUGCCAGCCACGUCUCUGACAACCUGCCUCUUGAAAGCCACAAAUGUAAAAGCUCACGCUGUGAUCCACGAGCCGAUGUGGGAGAUCACAAACAACAGGCUCCCACAAAGUGCAGGCUCCCGGCCCUGCACUCGGGGCCCCACGGCAGCUUUGUUUUCUAAGCCAAAUGUGCUCGCUAGAGGGUUCCUACGGAUCUGCCGGAGAAAGAAGCCAGACCUGCACUCCAGCCUUUUACAGUUGGAAUCUCAACGGACACAAACCAUGAUCAGGAGACAUUUCCAUAACAAAGCCUAAUGGGCAUUGCUUCAGUGCCCGAGUGGCGGCUCCUCUCUGGUUCUAGGAGUUGAUGCUCCAAGUCUUGGCCCAAACGCUACUUCCGGCCAGGAGCGGUGGCUCACGCCUAUAAUCCCAGCAUUGUAGGAGGGCCGAGGCGGGUGGAUCACUUGAGGUGAGGAG
Cercocebus atys (sooty mangabey) is the source of this 3504-nucleotide messenger RNA. It is a transcript of the gene ARSG, whose product is annotated as arylsulfatase G. Bases 801 to 2420 code for a protein of 539 amino acids. The transcript has 14 exons. The record is from RefSeq and is a predicted model, not a curated record. NCBI's taxonomy places the organism in Eukaryota, Metazoa, Chordata, Mammalia, Primates, Cercopithecidae. Gene Ontology annotation, molecular function: arylsulfatase activity.